Molecule: messenger RNA, 896 nt
Organism: Vespa crabro (European hornet)
Lineage: Eukaryota; Metazoa; Arthropoda; Insecta; Hymenoptera; Vespidae
Exons: 3
Coding region: 193-555 (120 amino acids)
Source: RefSeq, a predicted model, not a curated record
AAAAGUAUCGCAAAUCGGCAAAAGCGGCAUGUGCCAGAGUACACGAGGAGCGCCGUCUGCCAACACGACCUGCCGCCCGUUGAGCACCUACAUAUUUAGCCUGGAAUCCUCGACCGUCAUAAAGAAAAAACUUGGCUCUAAAUGGCAUCACAUCGUAAUCUAUAUUCGAUCACAAGUUGAACAUUUAACGUUAUGUCCUGUUGCGAGGGAGUCGAUAGUAUCGAACGUUCUCCUGGCACUGGUUGUUGUGGAACGAAGUGUACGGUCGGAUCAAGUGGAUGUUCCACUUUAGAAUCUCGUAUUCGUUCUUGCCAUUGUCAAAAUAACGUCGGUUGUUUGGAUCGUAAUGAUUGUGGCGGAUUUCGUCCUAGCGGUACUGCAGCUACAGGCGCAUGUCCAGGACCGUGUCAAUGCUUAGAGGAGGAAAUCUGGAAUAGUAACGUUCCACCUAAGCCGAAUUGCGAGUGGUUAAGCAACUUCUCUGAGCUCCGACGGCAGUGGAGCAAUCAUGCUCGUCAACAGAACUGCAAGUGUUGCAACUGUCGAUCAUGGUAGGUAAUCCUGUGUGAAAACAAAGAGGUAAUUCAUUUCGCAAUUAAUUUUUGAAGCAAAUGAAGAAAAUUGUUUCGUCGACAUGUUAUUAUAUAUAUGAUAGAUAAAGGAUGUUGAACGGUAAGGAUCGAAUUAAAGAUUGUCUGCUAUUUUUUUCAUUAUUUUUUAUUCGUAAUUUCAUUAUAUACUUCGUUCGAUUCGAUUCGCAGUAGAACUGUCGCCCCCUGUCGACCGUGCUUACCGACAACGCUUUGCACUUCCGGCUUCGUCGUACCUUCAUCGGACUGUCAGGUAUACCGAGGUAGAAGCACGUCGAAUGGACCAGAUUCCUUUCACUAAAGCGA